AUGUGCCUGCCUGCCAUGCUGGCCGCGGGCGGUGAGGAAGUCGUCAUCACGGUACCCCGAAACUGGCCGGACACGUGGAGGAGGGUGACACGAAGAGAGGCGGUUCGUCUUGGCUGCUCGCCCAGCGUGAGGUCACUAGCAGAGGGAACAGCAUCAUCGCAUGGCGAACUAGAGGCCAACUGCUGGAGGAUCGUGAUGAUUAUUGCCUCGGGGGAUGAACGGGCCCUGCUGAUUGGAGCGGUGGCGGCCAGUUGCGACGUUGAUUGGCCUCUUCCACGCACCCGGCUGCAGAGGGAGGCUUCCUUCAGCCCAUGGCCUUCCAGAAGCCAAGCAAGCGGGACGACGUCGCCGGCUGCACAGAGGCCAGAGAGGCCAGAGGUUGGGCAGGGGCGGUCGGUUGUGCUGCUCGGCCAGGCUGCCUCAGGGCGAGGUCACGGGAGGUCACCAGGUCUCAUCAGGGUGCCGUGGUGCAGGCGGAGAGGCAGGAUGAAGGGUGACAGCAGGCCAACGUGGCUCCAGGGUUUAGCUGCAGGCGCUUGUUCUGAUCGACCCGCGUCGCUCAGAGAUCCUCCACAGACAAACGGGGCCAAGCCAUGGCUCCAACGCCGCCAUCCGCCCUCGCGGCGUCUCUUCGACCUCGCCGGUGAGGCCGGCACUGCUGCAGCGCUGCCUUUCCGCGCUUGCCUGCGUGCUGAAACGCUGUGGGAAAGACGCGGCCUUCUGGAGCGACUAGCAAGAGGAGAACGCCGUCGCAGAGACCCAAACCCUCGACCUCGACAUCGUGAUCAUGACUCUGUGCUACCACAGGAGAGUCCCGCCGUCGGGUCGAGCGCCGGUAGCUUCCCGAGCGGCGAGUCAGGAGCGCUGCGGCGAGCCCAAUGUGCCGUGUCGCUGGCCAUGAGGGCGAGCAUCUGCUCAACUGUCCGAUCUCCUGUUGCACAAGCGCCGUCAAAUUGGAUCCGUGCUCGCUGGGUUUAG
Lindgomyces ingoldianus is the source of this 978-nucleotide messenger RNA. RefSeq lists its product as uncharacterized. Lineage: Eukaryota; Fungi; Ascomycota; Dothideomycetes; Pleosporales; Lindgomycetaceae. The transcript has 4 exons. The coding region runs from base 1 to 978 and encodes 325 amino acids. The record is from RefSeq and is a predicted model, not a curated record.